AUGCAUACUUUAUCUCAGUUAUUUGUUUAUCCACUCACUGGUUCAAAUGUUGUUCCAGCAAAAAAAAUUACAAAAAUCCCUUAUAUUCCUCCUGAAAUUAUUCGUAUUAUUCUUGGUUUCUUAAGAAAUGAUAGAAAAACUCUCGCUGCUUGUGCUUUA
Messenger RNA from Dentiscutata heterogama, 159 nucleotides. NCBI's taxonomy places the organism in Eukaryota, Fungi, Glomeromycota, Glomeromycetes, Diversisporales, Gigasporaceae. The record is from the annotation of a GenBank genome assembly.